Molecule: messenger RNA, 1971 nt
Organism: Symbiodinium natans
Lineage: Eukaryota; Dinophyceae; Suessiales; Symbiodiniaceae
Source: the annotation of a GenBank genome assembly
AUGGCCAUUGGGCUAACCAACCUCGUGGAGUUGGAAAGGAGGGGACCGCCCCCGGACCUGAAGAGCGUGGAAGACUUGCUGACACCAAUGCUUUCCGAAGUGAGGAUUGCUUCCCAAGUCUUGCGGGAGUUGCCGCAGCUGGGUCGAGCGGAUCUGGUUGGGGUGAUACGGGAGGUGCUUGAAAAGGAAGGCAGCUUCAGGCUCAUCUCGGAGUAUAACACGGCCAUCAGCGCCUGCACAAAGGCCCAGCACUGGCAACUGGCAUUGCGUCUAUUCCGUGGCCUGCCUAAAGCUGCGCUCUCUCCCAGUAUUGUCAGCUACAACGCUGCCAUCAGCUCCUGCGAGAAAGGCUCUCAGUGGCAACUGGCGGUGAACCUCUUCCACAGCAUAUCGGAAGUCAGGCGCGCGCCUGACGUCAUAAGCUACAACGCAACGAUCAGCGCUUGCGAGAAGGCCGGGCGUUGGGAGCAGUCUUUGCACCUCUUCUACUCCAUGGCUGGAGCUCGCGUGGCUCCGGAGGUCGUUACAUACAAUGCCACUCUCAGUUCCUUCGCAAAGGCUGGGCAGUGGCAGUGGGCGCUUUAUUUCCUGGAAAAGAUGCCCAAGUCCAAGCUGGAUGCUGGGGUGAUCAGCUACAGUGCUGCCAUCAGCUCCUGCCAGAAGAGCCAAGAAUGGCAAUGGGCGCUGCAUCUCUUCUACGCGCUGUGCAAUGCCAGGCUUGCGGUGGAUGUCAUCGCUAGCAACGCCGCCAUUAGCGCCUGUGCGAAAGUGGGGCAUUGGCAGCUGGCGAUCCACCUCUUCGGCUCCAUGAACACAUCCAGGAUUGCUGCAAGCGCCAUCACCUACAACACCACCAUAAGCACCUGUGGGGUGGGUCGGCAAUGGCAGCUGGCCACCUUUCUCUUGUCUGCAAUGUCAGAUGCUAGGCUGGCUGCCAACGUUAUCAGCUACAACGCAGCGAUAAGUGCUUGUGAGCAGAGCUCACAGUGGCGACUGGCUGUGCAUGUGCUGGGGGGUCUCUUUGGGGCGUGGCUGUCGCCAAAUGUGAUCUCGUUCAACGGUGCCAUCAGCUCUUGCGAGAAGGCUGGGCAAUGGCGGCUAGCAUUGCACAUAUUUGAAGAGAUUCCCAGGAACCGGCUUUCCCCAGAUGUGAUCAGCUGCAACGCCACCAUCAGUUCGUGUGAAAAGGGUGGCCAGUGGCAAGUGGCGGUGUUCCUUCUGCACACGAUGCCUGAAGCCAAUCUGGUGGCCGACAUCAUCAGCUAUAGCGCGGCCGUCAGCUCCUGUGAGAAAGGUGGGAGCUGGCAGUGGGCGGUGUAUCUGUUCACGGCCAUGGAGAAAGCCCAGGUAGCGGCCAAUGUCAUCAGCUACAACGCCAUCAUGAGUGCAUGCGAGAACGGAGGGAAUUGGCAGCUGGCAUUGCGCCUCUUUUCCAAGAUGACCAAAGCCCAACUCAUCCCGAGUACAACUAGCUACAACGCGGCGAUCGCUUCUUCCACAAGAGGCAGGCAGUGGCAGGUCGCGGUGCGACUCUUCGACGACAUGCAACAUGCCAUGCUGGACGCUGAUGCGGUCAGCUACAGUAGCAUCACAAGCUCCUGCGCGCAAGCUGCGCAGUGGCAGCUCACGGUGCUCCUCCUGGCUGACAUGCUGCGCGCCGAGGUUCCCCACGUUGUCAGCUACGACGCCGCCAUCAGUGCCUUGGAGAGGACUGGGCAGUGCCACAUCGCGGUUCAGGUCUUCGGGUCCCUCCCUAUCGGCCUCAUAGCCGCUGACGUGGGCGUGGACGGUGUGGUACUGGAGACCGUGUGUCGCAAGGCCGUGGGCUUUGGCUUGGAGACAGAUUCUGGAGACUGGGGAGUCCACAAACGAUGGAGCAGGCUGGGUUUUGCUUCGCCAGCUGCGCGGUGCUGGCUUUCGGCACGGUUUUUCGCUGCCAAACACCACUACAAGGGUCAUGGCGCGAGGUGA